Messenger RNA from Caenorhabditis elegans, 998 nucleotides. Lineage: Eukaryota; Metazoa; Nematoda; Chromadorea; Rhabditida; Rhabditidae. The record is from the annotation of a RefSeq genome assembly.
AUGAUUUCAAAAUUUGAGCGCUUGGAUCAGGCUGCCCUACUCACGUUGGCGACGAUCGCGGUGUUGAACUUUCAAUUUUCCACGUAUAACCUAAAAUUUCUAAUUCCAGCAGAGCUCUACACACAUUUUCCGGCAAUCAUUCAUCAGGAAAUUUUUCCAGCGACCAGGAUCAUUGCCAAGUUGAUUCCAGGGAUUGAGCAUUCAGCUUCUGCUCUUAGGCUACCAAAUACUGGUCAACUAUUCUGCUUUGUUGAGACUUCAGAACGGUACAUGGAUGAACGCGUACCAUCAAUUGCAUCCACGUGGCUACGGAGAUGUGACAACGGGCGGUUCUUCUCAAAAACUCCGCUUCUAAACCUCAACAUAACUUAUUCUACAGUUUAUAAAAAUCUGGAAGACUCAUAUUCCGAUUUGUUCCGAAAAUCCAUAUUCGGAUUCUAUUACUCUUAUGUGCACAUUUCAAAGUCUUUCGAUUGGUACUUAAAGGCAGAUGAUGAUACAUAUUUUGCAAUGGAUCACUUGAGGGAGUACCUGAACACUUUAGACCCUUCGAAGCCAUUAUAUCUAGGAUACGUGCUGUAACCCUAUCUUAAAAACGGUUACAACUCCGGAGGAUCCGGGUAUAUCCUUUCCAAUGCAGCAGUGAAGCUUUUUGUGGAGAAGUCGUAUCAUGAUGAAUACGGGUGUCCGUAUGAUUGGGCAGAAGAUCAUGGAAUUGGAAGGUGCCUUGCAAGAGUGGGAAUCUACCCAACUGAUACCAGAGAUGACAAAGGACUCAAUAGCUUUGUGCCGUUCAAGCCGAGUGAGCUGGCUGAAUUUGGUCCGGACUGGCACUUUUAUCCGGUAAAGGCCGUCCAAUUUGCGUCUCAAAAGUUCGUUUCUCUACAUCGACUUCCUCCGGCCAUGAUGCUUGUGCUGGACGAGAUUCUACACCCAAAACUGGGAAGAAAUGAUACUAAUCCAAUAGUUGUGAACUUGGACUCUUUCAAAUAUUGACU